GGUACAGGCAGUGAUGAAAAACACAUGAGUGGUAACAAGUCUUCUUAAUAUCUGUCUUCAGUACUAAGAUGGGAUAAUCUGAAGAAGCAGUUUCCUCAAGUAUCAUCCCCAGUGCCAACAGGAUCAUGUAUUUUAGAAUGUGCUCCUGAUUACAAUACCGAUUCAUUUUCUACUUGUACAACAUAAGCUACUGGAUAUAACCUUCUCAGGUGGAUUACAAAUAAGGAGGAUUUUCAAAAUCUAACAAGGACUGAAUUUUUUAAACGACAACAUGAAGGAAUAUGUGCUUUUCUACUUCUUAGCGCUGUGCUCUGCUAAGCCGUUCGUAUUACCUCCAAAGUAUAUGGCACUAACUGACCUCAUGCUGAAAGACAUGGAGGAUGAUGACGACGACGACGAUGAUGAUGAUAAUGACAAUAAAAACUCACUGUUCCCAUUUAAGAGGAAUGUACCAAUUCGACCAACUCCGGCUCCAUUUGACAUGUUCCCAUUGUGCCCAUUUGGAUGUCAAUGUUAUUUAAAAGUGGUCCAGUGCUCUGACCUUGGUCUGACCUCCAUACCAGAUAAAAUUCCUUAUGACACAAGACUAUUGGAUCUCCAGAACAACAAGAUAAAAGAGCUCAAGGAAAAGGAUUUACAAGGUCUCUCCUCUCUUUCAGCUUUGUUUCUGAACAACAAUAAGUUGUACAAGGUCCACCCGAAAGCUUUCCAAUCAACAAACAAGUUACGAAGACUGUACUUUUCACACAACCAGCUCACAGAAAUACCAUCCAACCUUCCCAAAUCCCUGGCAGAGCUAAGAAUUCAUGACAACAAAGUUAAGAAAGUACAAAAGGAUUCUUUCAAAGGCAUGGCGUCCUUACACGUUUUAGAAAUGAGUGCAAAUCCUCUUGAAAAUGAAGGAAUAGAACCCGGAGCGUUUGAAGGACUGACAGUCUUCCAUGUUAGGAUUGCGGAAGCCAAACUGACAUCCAUCCCUAAAGGGCUACCUUCAUCAAUCUAUGAGCUCCAUCUCGACCACAACAAAAUUUCAUCUGUAGAACUUGAAGACUUUAUCCGUUACAAAGAACUUCAGAGACUGGGUUUAGGACACAACAAAAUUAAAGAGGUUGAAAAUGGAAGUCUUGCUAAUAUACCAAAAAUAAGAGAAAUUCACUUAGAAAACAACAAGCUAAAGAGAGUUCCUCUUGGAAUACCGGACUUAAAAUAUCUUCAGGUCUUAUUUCUUCACUCUAAUAACAUUGGAAAAGUGGAAGUGAAUGAUUUCUGUCCCAAACCACCCAAGUUGAAGAAGUCCCUCUAUAGUGGCAUCAGUCUUUUUGGAAAUCCUGUAAAAUACUGGGAAGUGCAACCUGCAACAUUUCGCUGCACCCUGGGUAGGAACAGCGUGCAUAUUGGGAACUUCCGAAAGUAGAAACAAGUAUUGUAUGAUGCCUUCAGUCCUUAGGAGAAUAAUAACAUCAGUCUGCACUGGUAUUCUGCCACAAGCAAACCAAGGAAUAGCCACCAGAAACCAAGGAAUAGGACUGUAACACAUUUUUGCAUUCACAAAUAUUAUACUUGCCGAAAAGAAAACUUGGGGCAAAUGUGUUUACGGAGUAAUUGCAUGAAAUUCUUUCUAAUGUAGUAAUCAAAUACUUGAAACUUGAUUUAGAAGAAAAUCUGUAACUUGUAGCUCGAAUUUAAUCCAUGCAACCCAGGUAAAUCAAUUCUUCUGUUGCCUGACAACAGAUUCACACAUGGUGCUAGCCCAAACCCAGUGAUACAAAUCACUUUUACUGGUACGGGUUUUGAUAUGGUCACAUUUACAUUUCGGCAGUGAUGCCCAAAGGUUCAAAUCAAACCAUGGGCAUAAUAUGUGAACUAUAUUUCCAAUAAAAAAUAACAUUCAGGAUAUUUAUCUAUUUUCACUGUGUAUUACAUAUAUUCAAAUCUGUUCAUGAUUAUGGUUUUGUUUAUUACUAUAUUUUUCGGUGUGUUAAAUAGUAAUCACACAGUAGUAGUAGUGACAGCAUCAAAAAGCUCGGGAAAACUGGCAUUAAUAUUUAUACCAACACAUUUCUAUUCUGUAGAAUUAUGUCCCAAUUUAUAUUUUAAGAGAUGUUGGUAAACUGGCAUGCAGACCUACAACAUACUGUAAAUACAGUAUGUUGUCUGUAAGUUCCCAGAAAAUAAAAACUAAUGGUUAAUGUGUCUGUCAACCAAGAUGUGUAAUAUUAAAAUAAAUAUAAAACACCUCUGGAGGUGGAUUUAUUUUUAUCUUCUGUCAUGGUGUACAGAUGUGUCCUCAUACAUCUUUGCCUACGAAGCGUUCACAUCGCAGGCAUAGAAUCCAGCAUAGCGUGGCGUUCGUGGGUGCAUGCAUACGCUAUUAUAUGCUUAAAAUUGCAGUGCGUUCGCAGGCAUCGGUACUAGGAUGCUCAUGCUGCCACACACACGGCUGCCAUGUACGGGUACGGGUAGCGGGAUGUUAAGCUCCCGCUACCCGUAGUUAUGAGCGGGUUUCCCAGGCGACAAUUGCAGGUGUGUGCUUAUGCAUGCACCCGAGAAUACUAGCAGAUGAAAGGGAUUGUAGUGGUUCGCGUUCCCACGAUGCGUACACAUCGCGGCAAUGCCACGCCAUGCUGCAUUUUUGAACAAAGCUGUGUGAGGACACAUCUGUACAUCAGUUGUUAUACAAGGAGUUGAAUUCUUGGGGCUAUAUUUACUAAAGUGUGCGUUUUUAGAAGUGGAGAUGUUGCUCAUAGCAACCAGAUUCUACUUAUCGUUUAUCUAGCACCUUCUACAAUAAAAUAUCUAGAAUCUGAUUGGUUGCUAAAUAUACCUCUUUAGCUCUUGUUUGGAUGUCCAUGCUACAAAAAAUUUGACAUGCAUGGUACCACUGGAUUGACUAAUAACAAUUUAAAGGAAUCAUUCAUAUAUGGAUGCAGAGAAAUUCAUUUGCUUAUACAUAGUAUUUUUAAAUGUUAUCUCAUUUUCUACACCUGAGCUACUCUAGAUAGACAUACACUUAUUACAACUAUAGUAAGACAAAACAAUUACCCACUUCACUCAUUUUAUGCUUAAAAACUGUUGUGUUGUAAAAAGGAGGAACGCAUAUAUCUCGUUACUGUACAUUUGUUCUGUAUGAGCAUAAUAAAUUAAGUCUUCCAAUUAUACUGUCUUUUAAUAAUAAAAGUAUUUUGAAAACCUU
Pseudophryne corroboree (corroboree frog) is the source of this 3193-nucleotide messenger RNA. It is a transcript of the gene ASPN, whose product is annotated as asporin. The transcript has 8 exons. Gene Ontology annotation, molecular function: protein binding. Bases 272 to 1414 code for a protein of 380 amino acids. Lineage: Eukaryota; Metazoa; Chordata; Amphibia; Anura; Myobatrachidae. The record is from RefSeq and is a predicted model, not a curated record.